CCGAGGUAUCUCAGCGGCGACUUCCGGCGAGUUAUCAUGGCAGGCAGGACCUUGUACCGACUGAACGGUGUUGCGCAUAUUGCCGGUUCUAUUGGUGACGAGCCCACUAGGUGUAUAUACAGUGUGAGACGACAACAGAAUAUGCCCAUGCAUGAAAGGAUCAUCCCGUAUUUAAAGAGGGCUGGAUUGUACCAUUUGGCCAGGCUAAACAGCCAAUGGUUCUGGUUGGAUGAGCCAUUGGUUAGUGCGUUCGUUGAGAGGUGGCAUCCUGAGACGCACACGUUCCAUAUGCCUUUCGGAGAGUGCACAGUGACAUUGCAAGACGUGGCAUUUCAGCUAGGGCUGCCUGUGGAUGGGCAUUUCGAGACCGCAGCUUACCAGCCACAUAUGACGGAGAUGCAUUCCCAGCCACCUGAUUAUUAGGGUCAGUAUGUGGUGGAUCUUAACGAGUCUGCAGGUAGCCCAUUGGAUACUUGGUUCACCAUGGGGGGCACCCCCAGUCCGCGAUUGGGUUAGACCAUCCAGUUGAUGACAUUGGAUAGGAGGCGGCCCGACCGACUCGAGUCAGGCAUCCCGCUCGAUGUGGGACAGGAUCUCAUCUCCUUGGUGACUUUCAUGAUGCAGCCCGAGA
Molecule: messenger RNA, 631 nt
Organism: Arachis ipaensis
Lineage: Eukaryota; Viridiplantae; Streptophyta; Magnoliopsida; Fabales; Fabaceae
Source: RefSeq, a predicted model, not a curated record